AAGAAACGCUUCUCUCUUAGCCCCGCCCAUCAGCAACAGUUACCAGCUGUUAACUUCUUCUUUCAGUUUGUAGCUUGAAGCUUUUAACUUAUUACAUUUGAGGUUUUUAAAUGUAACCAAAUCAAAGCCUCUGUUUAGGAAUCCCCGCAUCCAUUCACCUCUCUGUCUCAAACCCGUCACCAUGCUGGGCCAGUUCUCGCCCGGCGAGGCCUACAGCGCCCCACAGCUGCUCCAGCCCUUCCGCUUCCGCUCACGAACCGAGCCCGUAGACUGGAGGCGUCUCUCUGCCCUCGACGUGGAACGCGUCGAAAGAGAUAUAGAUGUUGAUGUGCUUCAGGAUUUCAUCACGACCGUUACAUUCUGCGCCGUGGAGGGCGAGAGAUGCCCAAACUGCAGAGGACCUGCUGACCCUUCUUUGAUCAAGCUGCUUCGCAUGUCUCAGCUGAGCACCGAGUACCUGCUGCGCUGCCAGGACUUGCUGAGCUCUCAGGUGUCGGGGCUGGAGGAGCGUCUGCAGGCAGCACUCGAUCUGGUUCAGAGAGGAGAAGAACAACGAGCAGAACUCCAAAAACAUCUGCAAGAAGCCAAACAGGAGAACCGGCGGAGAAAAAAACUGAUCGCCACUCAACAGCUCCUCCUGCAGGCCAGUGCUAAUAAUUAUCACAAGUGCCAGUUCUGUGAAAAAUCCUUUGUCAACUACUCUUACUUACAAGCACACGUUCAGCGGCGACAUCCUGAAGUUACAGAUGCAGAGAGACAAAAGAAGCGGAAAGUAGACGAGAUGGAAGACGGCAUAGAAGAGCUGAAGGAGAAACUGAGACUGACGCAGAUGCAGCUACAGGCAGAGAAAGAAACAGAAAGUUUGAAGCGUCUGCAGGAACAAGAGGAGCAGCGAAGGAGAGAACAAUCGGAGAAGGAAGCACUGGAGAGAUGGAAAGAAGAGGAGAGAAGAAAGUCUCAGCAGGAAAUUGGAGAGCUAAGACAGUUACUUCUCCAAGAGUCUAAAGACAUGGCAAGCAAGAGCUCAUCCAUAGAGGCUAAACUGCAAGUGUUGCAGAACAAGGAGGUGGGUGCAGUUAAUAAUGUCAUUUUACAAGAAGAAAGUGACCCUGAGAAAGAACUGAGAGAAAACAGAGAGAGAGAGCUGAAAGAGAAAAUGGCCAGGAAGAAAAGUGAAUGGAAGAACAAAUUUCAGGAAGCACAGAAAAGACACCGACAGGAGAAAGAAGAGUUGAAGAGUGAGAACACCAGGCUUGUGAAGGCCUUGUCUGUGGAGAAGAACUCUAGCUCCAGUCUGCAGAAACUUCAGCAGCAGGUUGUCUCUCUUUCUUCUCAGCUGAGCCAGAAGGACAGACUCAUCAAAUCUCAAAAGGAGAAGAUUAAAAAGCUGUCAGUCUCAGCUCCAGUGGUUUUACAAGAAGCCCAAGAUUUUCAAGAGGAACCAGAAGAGGAAGAUGAAGAGAGCAUGGAGGAUUCAGAUGAACCUCAGUGGAAGGUUCUAAAGUUACAUAAAGGAAAGUCAGAGCUGAUGAAAGCAUCUAGACCCAUUCUAGAAGAAUCUCUGGAGGAAAAACUAGAGAAUAUGGGACUGCGGAAGGGUACCAAGGGUAUCUCUAAACAAACUUUUAAGAGUCUGAGUGCUCUGUUGACUGGUCAGCAGCUGCAGAGAUACAGACAGCAGCCAGACCUUCAGAACCAAAGAGACAACCUCGCACAUGAGGUCAUCAGGCGAGUUAAAAGCCUACAGAACAGCCAGGGGAAAUUACCACCCAGCACUUUAAAACAGGGGGGAAAGAAAAAAUCAACCCUAGUGAAGGAAAAAAGCCUUCGAUCCAGGGAGGACUCAAAGUCAUCCAUUCAGAGGGCCAAGAGCCAGCAGCCACAAGCACUUAUUCCAACACCUAACCCACGCUCCAGUGUACCUCAUACUCCAAAAACACAGCAAAAAAAGAAUAGCACACCGCCUUUCAGUUCAGAUGAGGAUGAGUCAGUUGAGGACAGUGCCUAUAUCACCAGCUCAAGGGGCAAGCCUUCCCCCUCCUUGCGCCUCGUCCAAUCAGGAUCUCUGCUGAAUCCAACAGCUGAGCCUGAUUGGACAGACAGUGAAUUGUCAGAGGCUCCUGACGCACGCAACCUUGGUUCUGUUGUCCAAACAUUGACAAGAAGUUUGGAAAGACAGCUAAGCACACCAAUCAAAAAGCCAGUAGGAGGGACUAGAGUUCUGCCCCCGUCCAGCCCCUCCCCUCGCCCUGCCAUUGUAAAACAGAGAGCGCUGUCUGAUGAGGAGAGUGACUUGGAGCUGUCCUCCAUAGAAGAGCUCACGGCCAACCGUGCAAGAGCACACAAAGGUUCAGAGGUUGCCGGGACCUCAGGGACCAGCGCAUGGAGUUCUGUGGCCAGCAGACCAGGAGCGUGGUGAAGCGUGAUGCGCCUGCGUCAAAUAAAGGCAUGCUUUCAUUCCAAAAUUCUCAGAGAAUUUACAAUCUCAAUUGCAAAGGAACCAUUAUUAAAAGACUUUAGGAUAUUAGCGAACCAAAAAAUUGUACCCAGAAGAAUCAGCCAUUGCUUGUUUGUGUGCUGUGAUAUAAUCUUCAGGUGCUUUGUUUCUGUAAGCAGUGCCAAACAUGGUCCAGGAUACAUUUUAUCUUUAGCAGCCAAACAGGAAGCAGCACUAAUAUGCAAUGAGCUGAGAGCUUUUCCACAUACAGUAGGUAAUCAUUAGCUGUAAUCAUUUGUGUUAUUUAUAAUAUAACUGAAAUUUAAAAGUAAUCGGAUUCUAAAACUAUCUGCUUCGAAGACUAUCAAUCGAUCAUAAACAUAUGAGAACUGAAAUGUGAUAUUUAGGGAAAUAUACAGUGGUCGGUUAAAUAUGCUAGAAAUGUGAGCAAAAUUGUGACACAUUUACAUAAUUUUGGUUACAGAAUUAUCAUGUGUGCUUUCAUUUUUCUUUGCCUGAUCACAAAUUGUACAGACACUUUUGAGCAGAUGCUCAUUGGGUUAGUAAUAAUACUUAGUGAGCAUGUACUGAUUCAGCACUAAUGAAAAUGAUUUGUCAUGUUAACUUAUUUCAGAUUUUGAUACAUUUCAGUUGUAUGUUUCAAAAUAUUGAAUAUCUUUAGCUGUUUAGGAAGCACUAGAUGAAUGGAUGUUAGAUGGAUUCUGAUGUUUUUAUUGUUCUUCAGCUGAAGAAAGAAAAGACUCCUGAGAGUGAUUUCAAAAAUAUCUGUGUCAUUACCAUUAUAGCUUUAGUGUCUACUUCCCUAUUCACAUAAAAUUAUGAAUGAUUAUUAAAACUAUAGUAGUAAUCUUUAUAGAUUUAGUUUGUUUUAAAGCAAGGAAUGAUCAUGCUUAACUCUUCCAGUAAAAUAAAACAGUAGCUAAUGAGUGAAUAUUGUGAAAUAAUGCUUCACGCUGUAAAUAAA
Molecule: messenger RNA, 3422 nt
Organism: Puntigrus tetrazona (Sumatra barb)
Lineage: Eukaryota; Metazoa; Chordata; Actinopteri; Cypriniformes; Cyprinidae
Gene: dzip1l
Product: DAZ interacting zinc finger protein 1-like
Exons: 16
Coding region: 182-2419 (745 amino acids)
Biological process (GO): cilium assembly
Cellular component (GO): cytoplasm; ciliary basal body
Source: RefSeq, a predicted model, not a curated record